Molecule: messenger RNA, 639 nt
Organism: Penicillium macrosclerotiorum
Lineage: Eukaryota; Fungi; Ascomycota; Eurotiomycetes; Eurotiales; Aspergillaceae
Product: putative nuclear distribution protein RO10
Exons: 2
Coding region: 1-639 (212 amino acids)
Biological process (GO): cytoskeleton-dependent cytokinesis
Cellular component (GO): dynactin complex
Source: RefSeq, a predicted model, not a curated record
AUGACUCUCGAAAGCGACGCGGUGGCCGGGGCGACCAUUGAGCUGCUCGAAGCCCGUUUGCGCCGCCUCACCUAUCUCCUCACCGGCGCCACCGACUGGAAAGGAGUUCCGUCCACCCCCGACAAGCCGGCCACCCUCGACGAAACAGUCUCGCGCCGACUCUCCCGUCUUGAGCGGGAACUGGGGAAGCUCAGCCGAGCAGUACCUGCGGUGCGGGAUGUGAUUCAGCUCCACGACCAAUUCCCCGACCUUUUCCAACCUCAGUCCGCUCAUGACAUCCCUGAAGGCCUAACGUCUCGAACCCUCGCCUCCAUCGUACUCUCCUACGCUACUACCUUCCCCGAGACGGCCUCGCGCCUGACUUCCCUCAAUGACCUGCCCGUCCCGGAGGCCGAGUCCUCCGCCGCGCUGAUCGCCCUGCAGCCCCAGCUGGACCGGCUGGCGCAGACACAGACCGAACAGGCCGCGAUCAUCUCCGAGCUGCGUAUCCGCACGGCACGUGUGCUGCAGCGCUGGUAUGAAGUCGGUCUUGUGGGCAGCGGCGAGUGCUGGGCGGAGUGGGAGGGCAGACUAGAGGACGUGGAGCGCGAGGUCCGUCGCAGAGAGGUGAUCAAGGAACGAAGGGAGAAUGAGAUCUAG